Messenger RNA from Aplysia californica (California sea hare), 929 nucleotides. RefSeq lists its product as uncharacterized. NCBI's taxonomy places the organism in Eukaryota, Metazoa, Mollusca, Gastropoda, Aplysiida, Aplysiidae. The record is from RefSeq and is a predicted model, not a curated record.
GGUCCUCUGAUCGACCUGCACGGGCCAGGCAGUGUCUUCUUCCUCAUCCGUUUGAGAGAGAGAACGAAGAGGAGGAUGAGGGCAAAACGAGGAGAGAGGACAGACAGAUAUGUGGCAUCAACAUCUCAAAGCCUCCCCACCAGUAUUCUGAUGUCAGCAGCCAAUCACAACGGUGGACUGCACGACAUAGGCCCCGCCUAUGCUCGCCCGCGUAGUGCGCGAGGCCUGCCCACACAGGCGCGCUCGUUCCGAUUGAUGCAGAGCACCACCCAGCGCGGCUCGGGGGCGGAGUCAGCACGCAUCUUUGGGGCGGGGCAUAGGGAUGACCUUGAGUUCCCAGACCAGGAGAAUAUAUUAAUGAGGACAUGGAGUUCCAGCCCAAACCAGGAAAUCGCGUCUUUGUGCGGCGGAAAGACAUACAUGCCACGCCCACCAUGACGUCAUCGUCGUCUUCCACUGCUGAUCAGCCACGUGAUUCACCGAGACAGAUGCCACGUGACAGCCCGAGGCAGAUUAUGCAGCAGCGGGAAUCUCCGAGAGCAAAGACAAUGAUAGCGGGAGAGAGCAAAAUGGCUGCUUACAACAUAUUGCUCACGCAAUAAUGUAUUUUUUCGUUAUAUUAUAUAUACUUUGUUCUAAUUUUUUUUCUUCAGUUUUGCACGAUUCCAAUUCUACAACCAACCAUAUUGUCUUUCAUUGUUCUUUGCGCGUGUUCCCAAGUUCCUAAAAUUACAUCUUUUCAUGAUCUGCCCCCCACUUUAGGCAAAGCCUUUGCACUUUAGCCGAAAUCACCUUAUUGAUUAUAAUCGAUUAGUCUUGAUUCAUAGCCAGCCGUGAACAUCAUACUUUUCAAAUCCAAAGUUAGCACGUUGACCGUCUGAGUUUUCAGUCUCAGAAAGGCCGCCAUCUUGCAACUUUACACCACACAA